UUCCGGGCCAAGGUUUCUGGCCCGAGGGGGGAAGGGUUAAGGGCUGCCGUGGCGCACGCGUCCCGCGGCCAGCCUCCCUCCCCUACCCGGGGUUUCGGCGGGGGGAUCGUCCCGGGGCCACGGAUCCCCAGGUUGGGUCGGCGCCGCCACCUCCGUCGAAGCCCCGGCGGACGCCAUACUAGAAACCAAAAUGGCUGCCCCGAGGAAGCCCGCACCGCGCAGCCAGUGAGGGCCUCGGAGAAGGCUUCCCGCCGCCGGAGGGAGGAGGGGGGAGGGGGACCCCGGCCGGGACCUGCUGCCGCCGCCGCCGCUCCUCCUCAGCCUGGGCCCCCCAAGGUAUACUGUUCCAGUUACAGCUGAUACUUCUGUGCUAUAUCUAUAUGUUCUGUGCAACAUUAAAUACUACCCAGGAAAAAUGAUAAAAUUUUUCCUUAUGGUGAAUAAGCAAGGACAGACCAGACUUUCUAGAUACUAUGAACAUGUGGAAAUCAAUAAAAGAACCAUUCUGGAAGCAGAUGUCAUCAAAACAUGCUUAUCACGGUCCAAAGAACAAUGCUCUUUUAUCGAGUAUAAGGAUUUUAAACUCAUAUACCGGCAGUAUGCAGCUCUUUUCAUCGUGGUUGGAAUCAAUGAAACUGAGAAUGAAAUGGCUGUAUACGAAUUCAUCCAUAAUUUUGUGGAAGUUUUGGACAUGUAUUUCAGCCGAGUGAGUGAACUAGAUGUAUCCUUUUCAAUAGUAUGUUGCCUGUUUGCACUCUACCAUGCAAAGCAUCUCCUAUGACUACCUGAGCAGGUUAUACCAGUGGACCACUUUGCUCAGGAAGGCUUUGACUAUGGCAAGAACUCAUAAACUAUGGAGAGAUUAUGAUCUAUGUUGGUGGAAGGAGUUUAUGAAUAUUUGCCCAUCAAAAUAUCAUCAAUCCUCAGUCCUCUGCACACAGAAAAAAAACUUUUCCUUUGAGGAAACAAAAUAUAUCAUGUGUCUACUGUUAGCUUGUUAGCUUCUCACUCAAAUGCAUGGCAGAAAAUGUCUUCUCUUUUCCUGUGUUGGUUGUCAUGGGCCCACGGGAUACCCAUCAAGCGCUUACUCACUUGGUGUAUAACCUCUGUGCUGGAACUCUGAAGUUUUAAAAUAAAUGAAUACCCAGGGUCUGUUUUUCAGAGAGUUAUGUGCAUCUAGAUACUAGAAGAAAUAUUAGCUUUCAGGCCUUUGCCUCAAUCACAGACAUCUGGGCCCUCAGAAUAGAAAGCAAAAGAUAAAUUUGAUCAACUCUUCUUUAGAGCUUUAGUUGGUUGCCAGAGAUCUGAACAGUUUUUGAGAUUUUGAACCAAAGCCAAAGCAGAUAGGCUGCCAUUCCUGUGCCUGCAGUCAUAAGUUCAGAAUUUCCUCAUUCCUGAGGUGACUUGAAUCUUGAAUUUACAGGGUGUUGGGAAAUGACGGUUGCCUGAGGACUGUGGCCCUUCCCGUGGGGUGAUGCCAAUGUCUAGCAUGACAACAAAUCUCAUCUGUUUAAAAACAACUGGCCAGUGGCCAGAAGAUAAAUCUGAAUUGCAGAUCAACUUCUUAGGCUAGAUAGAACAAUCCCCAGACCAGUUUUGUCCUUGAACUAACCCUGGGAUAUUCUUUGGUCUACCUGAAAACCACUUGGGAUGAGCAGAAUCUUGUAAAGGUGCUGAUUGAAGCAGCUGGUUGACAUUUCAAAGUUGUUUACUGAAAGUAGCAAGAUCUGUUUUCACUUAACUUCUUAUGCUGUCCAUUUCUGCC
Molecule: messenger RNA, 1765 nt
Organism: Vombatus ursinus (common wombat)
Lineage: Eukaryota; Metazoa; Chordata; Mammalia; Diprotodontia; Vombatidae
Gene: AP4S1
Product: adaptor related protein complex 4 subunit sigma 1
Exons: 6
Coding region: 416-781 (121 amino acids)
Biological process (GO): vesicle-mediated transport; protein transport
Cellular component (GO): intracellular membrane-bounded organelle
Source: RefSeq, a predicted model, not a curated record